UCUGUGUGGAUCUGGGAGCAGUCAGUCGGCCAUUGAUGUGUGUCGUGGCUCUGUAACAAAACACGAAGACAGAAAGGAAAGGUGAGAUACAGCACAUUACGGGAAAAGAGAGCUGUUUUCAUUAUUUUAAUAGCAAAAUUCUUCGCCACAUUAAUCACAGGUUUGCCAGCAUCCGGAUAUGUCCUUCCUAUUUGAAUGGAUAUACAAUGGUUUCAACAGUGUAUUGCAGAUGCUAGGACUGUACAGGAAAUCUGGGAAGCUGGUGUUUCUGGGACUGGACAAUGCUGGCAAGACCACCCUGCUGCACAUGCUCAAAGAUGACCGAUUGGGACAGCACGUGCCCACCUUACAUCCAACCUCUGAAGAGCUGACCAUCGCUGGCAUGACCUUCACCACCUUCGACUUGGGUGGCCACGCACAAGCUCGCAGAGUGUGGAAGAACUACCUCCCCGCCAUUAACGGCAUCGUGUUCCUGGUGGACUGUGCAGACCUCCUGAGACUGGCAGAGUCCAAAGCAGAGCUGGACGCACUAAUGACAGACGAGACCAUCGGAAACGUGCCUAUCCUGAUCCUCGGAAACAAGAUCGACAGACCAGAGGCCAUCAGCGAGGAGAAGCUCCGGGAGCUCUUCGGACUGUACGGCCAGACGACGGGAAAGGGCAACGUGCCGGUGAAGGAGCUGAACACCCGGCCGCUGGAGGUGUUCAUGUGCACGGUGUUGAAGAGGCAGGGCUACGGGGAGGGCUUCCGCUGGCUGUCCCAGUACAUCGACUAGCCCCCGCUUCCCGACCGCCCCCAACCGCCCUGAACCGCCCGGCACCACGUUCAGCCCUGCCUCUGCUCUCACCACACCCACAACCUGAACCCCACAGACUUUUUUUAUUGGUUGAACAUUUGGUUACACGAUUGUCAUACUUUUUCUAGAAAAUAAUCUAGCAUUGACUCUGCAGGAACGUCAAGUCCAAGGUUGUUCUCCCAUUUUUUGUUUUUUUUGUUUUUUUGUUUUUUUGGACCCUUAAGAUAUAUCUGAUCUGAAACGCUGCGUAACUCAAAACCCAGUGGAGGAAUGAUUUGUUUAUACAAAAUAUCAGUACCCUGACAUCUUUUGAACAUUGAGACCAGAACACAGUAGUGGUAUGCUUGGGAAUGCACAUUUUUUAACAGGAAAGACUUGUAGACAUGCAAACACGUGACCAGUAUUUAACGUUCAUCAUGUUAAUUUUCUUUCUUAGUUUUAAAAAAAAUGAUUUCGGUAAAUGUGGCCACUUAUCCAUGUUACUUUCAACAUUUUCUUUAUUUCUGGCUGCAACCUCCCGUCCCUUCCCCCCGUUUGAUGUAAUCACAGCGUUGCACACAGUACACCCCGUACCCCCCCGUACCCUGAGUCCCCUGAAUGUUUAUUACGGUGUGUGAUGGAACUUUUGAAAACCGGUCUGUUUCAUUCACAUUGCUGGCGGUCCAUUGUCGCUGCAUUGCGAGUGGGACGCAAGCUUCUUUGACGUUUCAGGCGACACGGUGCAUUGUGGGUAUGAAAAUACAACCGGAAUUGGAGGAAGAUUGUCGCUGUCAUAAUGGUGGAGGGGGCGGGUUGACACCACAUUGUUCGCAAGGGAGUUUGAGGUAUGGUUUUUGGUUGGGGCUUCAGCAGAUAAAUCGGUGUUGAAGUUUUCGCAAGAGGAGGGAACAGUACCUAGCCGCGGGUGGAACUGUUGGAAGUACCGUGAUUGUAACGUGCAGUAAUCAUUAGGCAUGGUUUUUAUUCUGCAGUACCUGCAAGAUCGUAAUCUUGGGUCCAUUGACAUCGAUCACAUACACACACCUGGAAGGAUGUCGGUGUAAUACCGUUACUCCAAAGAGAAACCGUGUAAAAAAGAAAAUACAAAAAUAUGAACAUUAUUUAAUAAUCGAGAACAGGUGGGCUAAACGCAAGGAAACGAAUAUAUGAAGUGUAUACCAGCGCCAUACAUGGAUUAAAUGCGAUUUCCAGAUUAGCACCCAGUUAAAUCGCUGUGCAUUCCAGAAAAAACAAAUGUGCAUGCCUUGUCCGUAAAUCUUUUUUAAUGACCACAUGAAAAUGGAAGUUGACAAUGCAACAAAUGCCAAAUUUCCAUCUGAAGAAUUGAGAAUAAUCUCAUUUAAAAAAAUAACUUAAUGGAAUGGCGCAUUAAUACACAUUUUAUGUUCUGUUACUAUGUUUCUCGCCAUUUCUUCUUAUAUUCUAUACUUCUUCAUGAGCUGUUCCAUUAGGAUAAAUUCCUUGUUUGCAGCAGAAAUUGUAAUAAAUGUUUGCAAUGAACAA
Messenger RNA from Conger conger (European conger), 2299 nucleotides. It is a transcript of the gene sar1b, whose product is annotated as secretion associated, Ras related GTPase 1B. Lineage: Eukaryota; Metazoa; Chordata; Actinopteri; Anguilliformes; Congridae. The transcript has 7 exons. Bases 179 to 775 code for a protein of 198 amino acids. Gene Ontology annotation, molecular function: GTP binding; GTPase activity. The record is from RefSeq and is a predicted model, not a curated record. Gene Ontology annotation, biological process: membrane organization; endoplasmic reticulum to Golgi vesicle-mediated transport; intracellular protein transport. Gene Ontology annotation, cellular component: COPII vesicle coat; endoplasmic reticulum exit site.